Closterium sp. NIES-65 is the source of this 435-nucleotide messenger RNA. NCBI's taxonomy places the organism in Eukaryota, Viridiplantae, Streptophyta, Zygnematophyceae, Desmidiales, Closteriaceae. The record is from the annotation of a GenBank genome assembly.
AUGGAUGACGAUUUCGGACACCUGGACGACGUCAAGGCAGCGCAGAGCAGCAACGAGGAAGAUAGUAACGGGGACAAGCACGAGGUGAAGGCUACGCUGGGGCAAGGCGAGGAGCCGAAGCAGUCGGAUGUGACUUUCUACGUCCAAACAGCGUGGAGUGCGUUUGUGUCUGCUCUCGCGGCUGACGACCUUGCGUCGGCCUCGUCUAUCCUGUUCGGUCCCGACGCCGUGACGCUCAUGGCUCCGGGUGCUGACAGCGUGACUCUUGCAACGGAACAGGAGAAGGCAAACCUGCUCAAUGACGCGGCACCUGUUUUCAAAUUGGCACGUUUGGAGGAGGUUCGGGGCCUCACAUCGAUCCUGCCUCGAUCGAUGGGCACACCGGUGUGCCCAACUGUCUUUUGCGAUCGCCUAGACACACCGAGCCUCAAGUGA